CCUGCUGCACCGCUUUCUGUAUCCAGAGACGUGCCUUUGUGUACCAGGACGUCGCGAUUCUUAUGGCCUCGUAGCAACCGCAAGACCUGCUGUUAGCUCGGGAACCGGGCAGCCGCUGUUCGCUCAUCGCAGCUCGUCUCCAGAAUGCGUCCGGGACUGGCGGGUAUCGCGGCGGAGAUGCUGAGCGGUGUCAACGGCAGGGCCAGGCCGAGGCUCGGCAGCCUCCUGCUGGCCCCGGCCACCAAAACACUGCCGCCGCUGUCAGCCGCCGCUGAGAACCGCAGAUUUCGCUCCACGUCCUCGAUGCAGGGCAUCUCGGAGCUGGCCCGGGAGCGGUCCAAGACUGUCACGUCCUUUUACAACCAGUCCGCCAUCGAUGUUUCCGCGGAGAAGGCCUCAGUGCGACUGACCUUAGCAACCCUGCUGUAUUCUGGGAAGUCUCCGGACGGACACCACAUCUUGAGCAGUGCCAAGUAUCUUCACAAGGAGCUACCUGUGCGGAUCGCCCAUCGCAUCAAGGGCUUCCGUAGUUUGCCCUUCAUCAUCGGCUGCAACCCAACCAUCCUGCAAGUGCAUGAACUGUACAUCAGAGCCUACCACAUGCUCAGUGACUUUCCACAGAUCAAGGAUCAGGAAAUGGAGGCUCGUUUCUGUAAACUGGUGCAGCAGCUGCUGGACGACCACAAAGACGUGGUGACCAGGCUGGCUCAGGGCUUCAGGGAAUGCCGCCGACACAUCCAGGAUGAAACGAUCAUCCGCAACUUCUUGGAUACGACACUGUGCUCUCGUCUGGGAAUCCGGAUGCUGGCCACGCACCACCUCGCCCUCCACGAAGAAAACGGUGAUUUCGUCGGGAUCAUUUGCAGACGCCUCUCUCCCAAAAAGAUCAUAGAGAAGUGGGUGGACUUUGCCAGACGUCUGUGUGAGCACCAGUACGGUAAUUCUCCCAGGGUGAGGAUCAACGGGCACGUCGCAGCUCGCUUCCCCUUCAUCCUGCUGCCUCUGGAUUACAUCCUGCCGGAGCUCCUGAAGAACGCCAUGAGGGCCACCAUGGAAAGCCACCUGGACACCCCAUACAACGUGCCCGACGUGGUCGUCACCAUUGCCAAUAAUGACAUUGAUUUUGUCAUCAGGAUUUCUGACCGUGGCGGCGGCAUCCCACACAACAUAAUAGACAAGGUGAUGGACUACCACUUCAGCACGGCUGAGGAGAGCGCCCAGGACCCCCGCAUGAGCAACCUCUUCGACAGCAUCACCAACAGUGGGAACCAGUCAAACCCGAUGCACGGGUUUGGUUUCGGCCUGCCCACGUCUCGGGCCUACGCCGAGUACCUGGGCGGCUCUCUGUCCAUUCAGUCCAUGCAGGGCAUCGGCACCGACGUCUACCUUCGUCUGCGCCACAUCGACGGCAAAGGAGAGAGCUUCAGAGUGUAAAACUGCUUGACGAUUACCCCCGUAGAUCCCGACGUAGGAUUCAGGCUUCCCGGGAGUGCCGAGGGUUUCCCACCACGGAGGCCGACGAGUACAACGUCGGCCUUCACAGUGCCGAGUAAGAAAGCUCCCAAACCCACCAACCCACUACUCGUUCUUUUGUUUUUGUUUUGCCUUAGACUGAUUAUAAGCUAUGUUAGCUCUCCAGUUGACGAUUUCAGUUGUUUCCCUUCGUGUUUUGUACCCUGUGGCAUGUCGUCUUGAAGUUUUUAGAGGCCGUAUGAACUUUUCGAAUGUUUGGGUUAUCGGGACAAACUGUGCAUGAUGGUGGACAUUGAUGAUGAUGAUGAUGAUGAUGAUGAGAGGAAGGAGGAGGAAGAGGAGCUUCAGUUUUAAAGAAGUUCACCUUGAAGUUACCGCUUGCAUAGCCUCAAUGUAGACGUUUUAAAGAUUAAUGUUUCAACCGAAACUUCCGAGACACUCCAGCAGCCCUGUCCCUGACGAUCGGGUUUAAAUUUCCUCCUCUGAUCGGCUGUUUGAGGACAGUUUUAGCUUAGAGACAAACCGUUAUUCCUACGAAACCUCCUUUGAAGGAAACUGCCAAAACACCAAAUGCUCAUUAACGGAUUUUUCUUUGAGAACAUCUCCGCUCAGUGUUUUUUCGUGGAGCUUUUGGGCGGGGAGGCCAACCGAGAUAUUCAGCUGCCUUACUGUGUGACACUAGUCCUUCUACUGCAUGCCGGCUUUUCUUUUCUUUUUCUACUCUUCUUGUUCUUCUCUUUAUUUCGUUGCCUUUACUGCUUCUCACGGGUGCACAACACGUCAGCCAGCCUCGUUAUUUCAAUGUCUUUUUGCACAAUAAAUAGAUUUUCAGGCGCCGAUCACAGCAGUUUUUAUCACUUUACCGUAACCAUAACAACAUACCAGAGAAGUAUUGUCUGACGUUGUCUUUUCUGUUUUAUUUCACUUCUUUUUUUUUUUUUAAAGAAAAUGUGUCAGUUGUAUUUCAAGUUUUAGUUUUUUUUUUAUGAGAACACAUUUCAGGAUGAGUCAACAACAGGGUUUCUGAGCUGUAAACUCAGAUCGACCGAGGUUUUAGGUCAGUUUUGUGCAGAUCACAGCUUGAUUACGUUGUUAUCUUGAAACGGCAAACAGCUUUACAUCUUGUGCUUUGGUUUAUUUUUUAUUUCAUGCCCUUUUCCUGUAAAUUUAGAGUAAAUCUGUGAAAGCAAAAGUCCUAAUGCUGGCCUGUGUCAUCUCACCUCGAUGCAUUUAUGGUAUUUAUCCGGUUUUAACAUUUCUUAGCUGGUUUUAACUGUCUGGAAUUAAAAUUACAGCUAUGAACAGCAUCAUUUUGACGAGUCGUAAUUCACACCUUGACUGGUUUUAAUUCCAGAUAUCAAAAACGUCAUUAUGCACAGUAAAAACAGUUGGAGAGAAAAUAAUUCAGUUUUCAAAAGUUAGUCAAUAGCUGCAGACAUCUAAAACUGUGUAAAUUAGUUUUGACUUUUCAAAAUAAAAGCUUCAGAUAUCUAAAAUGUCAUUAAGACUAUUCUGAGUUGUUGUAGGUGUUAGCAGAAGCUAGGACGAAGGUUGUGGUGGAUGAAGUUGCUUGAAAAUGUCGUAAAAUAUGACGAGAUCAUGAGUGACGACUUUGUGGAGAACAAGAGCUUCGUUUAUUAGAGGUUCGUUGUCGAAAUUUGCGGCAUUUCGUCCACAUUCUUCUCCGUGACAACAUGCUCGGAAAGCGGAUUUCCUGUUCUUUUUUUUGGGUUUCCAGCCCGGUUGUUAUGUUGUAAUACGUCUGAAAAGCAAACUACCUCCGAUUUGCCAUAGCUUCUGAUCUAACUAUGGACAUCUGAGUCAAAACUCUAAAUCAAGAUAUGUUUAAUUACAUCUCGACUGGGCAGAAAUCCACUUCGAGAUGUCUACAAACUUAAUUUAAGAUAAUUUAUAAGGAACAAUGUAAACAUUGAGAAUUAAAGAGUUAAUAAAUUAGAAUUAGUUGUAUUUUAGAUGCAAAUAAAUGUAAUUCAUAGACAACAGAGAUGAGAAACCCCACAUAUAAUGGUAAAAAUGAUGCUAAAAUGACCAUUGUUGAUGCCUGAAAUGUUCUUUUUUUACUAGAAGGAAAUGAAUUACUACAUCUGCAACACAAAUCCAGUGUAGCUUCAGUAUUAAAUAGUAAAAGGGCUCACCAUAUGUGUUCUAAACAUGAGGAUAAAACUUGUUUGUACACGUGAAAAUAGAUUAUUUUGGCGUUUUUAUACCAAAAAACUGACAUAAUCAAGCUGUGAUCUAAAUGUAUGUGCAAGAAAAUGGCUCCCAAACCUCCGUCGCUCUGAGUUUCUGGCGAAAAAAAUCAAAUAUUAAUACAUUAUAGAAGAAGAAAAAACCUUAAAGACGAGUCAGGAGGUUCAUAAAUUAGCGUCUUCACCGUUAGCACUCCUCAACAUUCCCCAGCUGUCAAGCAACAGAUCAACCGUUGAACCGUUUUAUCCGGCAGCAUGUUUUUGUGUUAUAUAUUCUUCUUCUUUUUUUAAUCUGAAGGGGCAUUAGGAGUCUGAGCUGUUAAUAACAAAAACUUCAAACUAUCACGAGUGGAAAACAGUUUCAUUUUUUGUUUCUGGAGUUGAACAUGAUGUUUUUAUAGACUACCUAUUGGGAUGAUUGGAUUGUUUUAUGUAAAUGAAUCACAUAAGAUCCUAAAAUCUCACAGAUUGAAGUCACAUGUUUCAUUUUGUCCACUUGGUUUACAUACAGAUGAGAUUUCAGCUCAUGUUAUUUUGUUGUUGUGAGAACCUAACAACAUAAUCUGAUUUAGUUUGGUCCAUAUUUAUGUUCCGUUGUUUGAAUUAGCGUGUUUUUCGUAGCUUCGAAGGUCUUGGAAGUUUUAGAACGUACGUAACUUUGUCUAGACUAAACACCACGUAGCACGGUUUAAAAUUCCAGCCUUCUUUUUUUUUAUUCCAAAAUGUUGAAGGUGGUUUGUACGCUUCCAGUUUAUCGAGCAUAAACUGUGCACCGUGCGCCCCCUGCUGGUCGAAACAAAUGAAGGCAGAAUGGAAAAUAAUGUAUGUGAAAAUAUCAAGUGAAGCGUUUGUUUUUUUUUUUUAAAGAAGAAAAUAUUUCCCCUUUCUAGGUUUCUAGUUUUUCUAUUUUUUCUUUUUUGCAGCUCAUCAAGAAAAAGUGAUGAUAAUAAGAAUUCAAAACAAACCAAGGACCUCCAGCGUAAAGCAGAAUGUUGUUACUGACUAAAUGUGGAGUGUUUUGUCUCCUCAACUGAAACUAGUUUCUCCCACGUAUUUUUCUGUUGUGUUCAGGACUCUGUAGAUAUUAAAAUCUCAUUUGGUUGGAA
Molecule: messenger RNA, 4789 nt
Organism: Amphiprion ocellaris (clown anemonefish)
Lineage: Eukaryota; Metazoa; Chordata; Actinopteri; Pomacentridae
Gene: bckdk
Product: branched chain ketoacid dehydrogenase kinase
Exons: 11
Coding region: 145-1434 (429 amino acids)
Biological process (GO): regulation of glucose metabolic process; protein phosphorylation
Cellular component (GO): mitochondrion
Molecular function (GO): pyruvate dehydrogenase (acetyl-transferring) kinase activity
Source: RefSeq, a predicted model, not a curated record